This is a messenger RNA of Vanessa tameamea, 1419 nucleotides long. Its product is annotated as metabotropic glutamate receptor 2-like. The record is from RefSeq and is a predicted model, not a curated record. The transcript is spliced from 5 exons. NCBI's taxonomy places the organism in Eukaryota, Metazoa, Arthropoda, Insecta, Lepidoptera, Nymphalidae. Gene Ontology annotation, molecular function: adenylate cyclase inhibiting G protein-coupled glutamate receptor activity. The coding region runs from base 1 to 1419 and encodes 472 amino acids. Gene Ontology annotation, biological process: G protein-coupled receptor signaling pathway. Gene Ontology annotation, cellular component: plasma membrane.
AUGGUGCGCGAGGCCGCGUUCGCUCUGCUGCUGCUGGCCACAGCCACCUCACACAAGCACGACCCACCCCUGAUCCUUACGAGUUUGGAUCGUGAUACUUCUAAUAUGUCUCUCAUGCUAGUGGAUAUCGCAUAUCACGACUCUGAAGAACAUUACACUACAUUGGAUAAAUAUUAUCGCAACAAACGUGAAUCGCACUCGCUCAUAGGUACGUUCGAUAUAUCAAAACUUUUUAAAAAGAGAAAUCGUAUCAAGCAAGAGGAGGCACAGGCCAGUGCGUCUUCACUCCGGUCUAAAGAUAUACACACCACACUCGGUGAAGCGAUUGCACUCUCUGCCAGUAAAGAUACCAUCGACUCAGAUCGCAUAUUUUAUACGAACGAAACAACAAUCAGUACUGAGAGAACAACAACCACUCCUCAAACUACACGCAGUACAGUUGUAAGCGAGACCCACUUUACGGCGAAUAUUAAAGUAACCGAUAAGCCGGCCCAAACAAGUAGUGUACAAAAUAAACCGAAAACAAGAAAUAAGGAAUCGAGAAAAUCUAAGAGCGUCGCGAACACUAAAAUAAAAACUAAAAAUAACUCCAAAGGAAAUGAUCUAAGCAAACGUCGAGAAACGCGAGUCAUUAACAAGAAGAAAGCCGAAAACGACAGCAUAUGGCCGGUGAAGCACGCUGCGGUCUUAGAGGGAGACAUCGUACUCGGCGGCCUGAUGAUGGUGCACGGAAGAGCCAGUGGUAAUAGCGGAGGCAGCGUGGCGCGCUGUGGACCGCUGAUGCCGCAGGGUGGCGUGCAGGCCCUCGAGGCGAUGCUGUUCGCACUCGACGAAGCGGAGCGUGCCGGCCUCGCAGUACCGGGCGUCAAACUUGGAGCGCUAGUACUGGACGACUGCGACAGCGACACACGUGGACUCGAAAUGGCACUCGACUUUAUUAAAGGAUCGAUCAGCAACAUAGAUGACGAAGAAUAUGCCUGCAAUGCAACAGCAGUACGUAAGGUAAUUUCGGGAGUAGUGGGCGCCGCCUCCUCCGUCACGUCGGUACAAGUCGCCAAUCUCUUACGCCUGUUUAAGAUCCCUCAGGUCUCUUUCUUCUCGACGUCUCCAGAACUUUCGAACAAGGCGCGGUUCGAAUACUUCACUCGAACAAUACCUUCCGACCUCCACCAAGUGCGAGCUAUGGUUGAAAUUGUCAAAAAAUUCGGAUGGCGCUAUGUAUCUAUCAUCUACGAGGAAUCCAACUAUGGGAUAAAGGCGUUUGAAGAAUUAGAAACUCUUCUCUUGCGCGAUGAUAUCUGCAUAGCGGUCAAAGAGAGGCUUGCAAAGGAUUCCGGUGCAGCGGACGAAAAUGCAUACGAUGCUAUAGUUGAACGCUUGCUGUCACGGCCGCGUGCCCGAGGUGAACUUCCUUUAUAA